AUAAAUAAUUAACCAUCACACACAAGGGUAAAAUCUCAAGUUUUUUGACAUCCUCGUUCAACCAGUAAGCAACAUUUAGCUAGGCUUAUUCCUUUUGGUGAUGAGCAACAUUGGAUAAAUCAUGUUCCCUGUGAGAUUUCCCCAUGUGCAAUUAUGGACUCCGAGUCCUUGAGUUAGUUAAUGAUAAUGCCUUGUUUUUUUAUUUAAAAAAAAAAAAAAAAAAAAACCAUUAAGCUACAUCCUCGAUUUAUACGAGAUAUAUUUCCGGCCCAGCCCAAUAAAAAGAGCACUACCCAAAAGGCCCAAAUUUAAAGGCCCAAUAUCAAAAAGCCCAACAUCAAAGGAGAGUUUCAUACAAACAGACGCGUAAAUAGACGAAGUAACACGGAGAAGAAAACAAGGCCCCGCAUAACAUCCACGCAACCCACAACUCUUUACAUCGUCAGCUCGUCAAUGCUUUUAUUCCCAUUUUCAACCGCUCUUCUUCGAAUCAUCCCGCAAAUUCAAUUCCAAUUUUCGUUAAAUUUUACAUUCGAUUAAAAUUUGUUGUUCUUAAAUUUGAUCCUUCUAUAAUUCAAAAUAAAAAAUAAAAAAUGGAAAUUGAUGGAGGUGGAGGAGAAAUGGUGAUGAAAAUUGAUCGAAGAGUAGAAGCACUGGGUAAUCUUAGAGUUUUACCAGAUGAAGUUAUUUCUGAAAUUAUCAGUUUUCUCUCUCUUCAAGAUGUUGCUCGUCUUUCUUGUGUUAGCAGUGUAAUGUACAUAUUCUGCAAUGAAGAGCCUCUCUGGAUGAGCCUAUGCUUGAAAACUGCAAGUGGUCUCCUUGAAUAUAAAGGUUCAUGGAAGAACACGACACUUCAACUAAAUACUGCACAUGGAAAUGAAGCACCUCUAAGGAAGCGCUUGCAUUUUGAAGGAUUUUACUCAUUGUUCUUGUACAAGAGGUGGUAUCGGUGCUAUACCUCACUGGGCGGUUUUUCUGUGGAUAAUGGAAAUGUGGAGAGGAAAAACAAUCUUUCUAUGGAGGACUUCCAAAACAAGUAUGAUGGAAAGAAGCCGGUUUUGAUUGCUGGUUUAGCUGAUUCCUGGCCAGCAAGAGAGGAAUGGACUUUAGACCAACUAUUGCUCGAUUAUGGGGAUACAACUUUCAAAAUUUCUCAACGGAGUCCUCGGAAAAUUAAGAUGAAAUUUAAGGAUUAUGUCUCCUACAUGAAACUUCAGCGUGAUGAGGAUCCUCUAUAUAUAUUUGAUGAAAAGUUUGGAGAAGUGGCACCAGGUCUUCUGAAGGAGUAUGCUGUGCCUCAUCUUUUUCAAGAGGACUUAUUUAAUGUUCUGAACCCAGAUCAACGUCCACCAUAUAGAUGGCUCAUCAUAGGACCAGAGAGGUCUGGAGCUUCCUGGCAUGUGGAUCCAGCUCUUACUAGUGCUUGGAACACUCUUCUAUGUGGGCGUAAAAGGUGGGCACUGUAUCCUCCAGGUAAAGUACCUUUAGGUGUUACUGUGCAUGUAAAUGAAGAGGAUGGUGAUGUGAAUAUUGAGACCCCAUCAUCUUUACAGUGGUGGCUUGAAUUUUAUCCACUCCUUCCUGAUGAAGACAAGCCUUUGGAGUGUACUCAAUUGCCUGGUGAAACAAUAUUUGUCCCAAGUGGUUGGUGGCAUUGUGUGCUGAAUCUGGAGCCCACUGUUGCAGUUACACAAAAUUUUGUUAACUCCACAAAUUUUGAGUAUGUAUGUCUGGAUUUGGCUCCAGGAUUCCGUCAUAAAGGGGUUUGCCGUGCUGGAUUUCUUGCUCUUGUUGAUGGAAAAUUUGAGGAUAUGGAUGAGGUUACAUCCUUUGCUAGAAAUUGUUCGAGUCCAAGAGAUGUGCUUAGGAAAGAAAAACGAAUCAGAUCAGACCAUGUGUGCUAUGAUAGUGCUAGCAAUGCUGCUGCUGCUAAUUGUUGUAAUGUCUGGAAUAAUGACCUUCCAUAUGAUAUUAAUUUCUUAUCAAAGUUUUUGGAUGAGCAUCGGGAUCAUUACAACUCUAUGUGGAGCUCUUCCAACUGCAUCGGACAGAGAGAGAUGAGAGAAUGGUUAUGGAGGCUUUGGAUAGGAAAACCAGGAAUGAGAGACUUGAUAUGGAAGGGAGCAUGUCUUGCCAUUAAUGCAGGGGAAUGGUUAGAAUGCAUUGAGCAGGUUUGCAAGUAUCACAAUUUGUCUUCUCCUAGCAAUGAUGAAAAGUUGCCUGUCGGCACAGGCAGUAAUCCUGUUUAUUUGAUUGCGGAGAAUGUAAUUAAAAUCUAUGUUGAAGGAGGGCUGGAAUCUUCAGUUUAUAGUUUGGGCACUGAGCUUGAGUUUUACAAUCUACUAUUGCAAGUGAAAUCUCCUUUGAAGGAGCAUGUUCCUGAUGUCUUGGCCAGUGGUUUUAUUUCUCUUGACAAUGGAUCUUACACUAUCGCACCUUGGGAUGGUAAAGGAAUGCCUAAUGUGAUAGCUGACAACAUUUCAAUGAUCGAGGACUGCAAUGGUUAUGGAAAUUCUUUUGGUUUAUGGAGCAAAAAGUUGUUUGAUUACAAAAAUGCAGGACUCCAUGCUUCUGAAAUCAGUAAUCUACCUGAAAACACAAAGAUCUGGCCUUACAUUGUGACAAAAAGAUGCAAAGGAAAAAUAUUUGCUGAGCUACAGGAUUCACUGUCUUGGGAGAAUGCGCUGGAUUUGGCUUCUUUCUUAGGGGAGCAACUACAUAACCUUCAUAUAUUGCCCCUUCCUCAGCAUGAUAACUUAAAUUUCGCAAAUAUUAGAAGGGAACUUGGCUUGGCUCCCAGUAUUACUUCUAUGAAAAUUGAUUCUCUUGAUUCUAAUGACGCUGCAGUCUGGGAGAUAUUUCUCCACAGCCUUAUUAAAAAGGAUGUCGUGAGCCACUUGAAAAAAUGGGGAAACCCUAUACCAGAUAGCCUCAUUGAGAAAGUUGUUGGAUACCUUCCCAAUGAUAUCAAGAAGUUGCAUUCUAUAUUUGAGGGAGCAACAUGUUCUUGGAUACAUUCGGACAUCAUGGAUGACAACUUAUAUUUAGAGCCUCAAAGUAGCAUCCAUUUAUCUGACCAUUCUGACAAUCAAUCUGGAAAUGGAAGCAUGAAAAACGGAGAAGUGGAGUCAUGGAAGGCUUCUCACAUUCUUGACUUCAGCAAUCUAUCAGUUGGUGAUCCUAUUCUCGACUUAAUCCCUAUUCACCUAGAUAUAUUUAAAGGAAAUCCACACUUGCUUAAGCAGCUACUAUCCAGAUAUAAGCUUCCAUUUUUCAACAAGGGCUCUCAAAAUAAUCUGACCAAAGAGGUCAUGAAGUUUCAGCGGGCCUCUUAUCGUGCAAUGUGUUACUGUAUACUCCAUGAGGAUAACAUUCUGGGAGCUAUUUUUAGCAUAUGGGAGGACUUGAAGGACGCCAACUCUUGGGAAGAUAUUGAGGAACAAGUUUGGGGAAUUCUGAACGAGAGUAUGGAUUUAUCUUAGUUCUGUGACCAAAGAUAUUAAGAUAACAUCCUUUUUUUCAAAAAAAAAAAAUCUUCGUCUCCAAUUCUCAGACCUAUUUAGUCAGUGCUGUGACUUUCAUCUUUCAUGAAUGUAUUUCCAAUUGUAGAUUUUUAUAUACCAUUCUUUGUAACUCCCUUUCUUCAGCAAUAGAAAUUUUUUCACUUGCCUGUAAAA
Chenopodium quinoa (quinoa) is the source of this 3677-nucleotide messenger RNA. Its product is annotated as F-box protein At1g78280-like. Gene Ontology annotation, molecular function: protein binding. The transcript has 16 exons. NCBI's taxonomy places the organism in Eukaryota, Viridiplantae, Streptophyta, Magnoliopsida, Caryophyllales, Amaranthaceae. Gene Ontology annotation, cellular component: cytoplasm. The record is from RefSeq and is a predicted model, not a curated record. Bases 594 to 3482 code for a protein of 962 amino acids.